Molecule: messenger RNA, 3963 nt
Organism: Prionailurus viverrinus (fishing cat)
Lineage: Eukaryota; Metazoa; Chordata; Mammalia; Carnivora; Felidae
Gene: MYPN
Product: myopalladin
Exons: 19
Coding region: 1-3963 (1320 amino acids)
Source: RefSeq, a predicted model, not a curated record
AUGCAAGACGACAGCGUAGAAGCUUCUACUUCCAUAUCUCAGCUUCUAAGAGAGAGUUAUUUAGCAGAAACUAGACACCGGGGAAACAAUGAAAGGAGUCGAGCAGAACCUUCCUCCAACCCUUUCCAUUUUAGCAAUCCUUCUGGAGCUGCUGAAGGGGGAGGAGGCCAAGAUGACCUUCCAGAUCUUUCAGCCUUCCUGAGCCAAGAGGAAUUAGAUGAAAGUGUCAAUCUGGCAAGAUUGGCCAUCAAUCAUGACCCUUUGGAGAAAGCAGAUGAUGCUCAAGCUAGAAAACGCCUUUCAUCUGAUCAAAUGAAACACUCACCUAAAUCAAGUUUUGACCCCAACUGCUGUCAGGAUAACUCUCAAGGUUCUACUAGCUCUAGAGAGAGCUCCCAGGAGGCAAAAAGGCCACAGUAUAGUUCUGAAACCCAGUCCAAAAAAGUAUUCUUAAAUAAGGCUGCCGAUUUCAUUGAAGAGCUGUCUUCCCUUUUCAAAGCCCAUAGCUCCAAAAGGAUUAGACCUCGUGCCUGCAAAAACCACAAGAGUAAAUUGGAAUCUCAAAACAAACUUAUGCAGGAAAAUAGCUCCAGUUUCUCAGAUAUCUCAGAAAGAAGAGAAAGAUCUUCUGUUCCCAUCCCUAUCCCUGCAGAUACUAGGGAUAAUGAAGUGAAUCACGCCCUUGAACGGCAGGAAGCUAAGAGGCGCGAAGCUGAGCUGGCUGCCAGUGAGGCAGCUGGUGGAGACACCACCCCUGGGUCUUCACCUUCAUCUUUGUACUAUGAAGAACCUCUGGGGCAACCUCCCCGGUUCACUCAAAAGUUACGGAGCAGAGAAGUUCCAGAAGGAACCAGAGUACAGUUGGAUUGCAUAGUGGUAGGAAUUCCACCACCUCAAGUAAGGUGGUACUGUGAAGGCAAGGAGCUUGAAAAUUCGCCAGACAUUCAUAUCGCCCAGGCAGGAAAUCUGCAUUCACUGACCAUUGCUGAAGCCUUUGAGGAAGACACAGGACGCUAUUCCUGCUUUGCUUCUAACAUCUAUGGGACAGAUUCAACCUCUGCUGAGAUUUAUAUAGAAGGGGUUUCUUCUUCUGACUCAGAAGGGGACCCUAACAAGGAAGAGAUGAAUCGAAUCCAGAAGCCAAAAGAAGUAUCACCUACUCCCACUACUUCUGCAACCAUUCCUUCAGCAGUACCCCAAGCCCAGCAUGUGGUGGCCCAGCCCAGUGUGUCAACCAUCCAACAGUGUCAGAGCCCUACCAACUAUCUACAAGGAUUGGAUGGAAAACCUAUCAUUGCAGCUCCUGUGUUUACAAAGAUGUUACAAAAUUUAUCAGCCUCUGAAGGUCAGCUGGUUGUCUUUGAAUGCAGAGUCAAAGGAGCCCCAUCUCCUAAAGUUGAGUGGUAUAGAGAAGGGACCUUAAUAGAAGAUUCUCCAGAUUUUAGAAUUUUACAGAAAAAACCGCGAUCCAUGGCAGAACCAGAGGAGAUUUGUACUUUGGUCAUUGCUGAGGUGUUUGCAGAAGACUCUGGGUGCUUCACCUGUACCGCGAGCAACAAAUAUGGCACAGUGUCAAGCAUCGCACAACUCGACGUAAGAGGAAAUGAAGACCUCAGAAAUAAUGGGUCUCUUCACCCAGCCAACUCCACCACCAACCUGGCUGUUAUUGAGCAACAGCCAUCCCCACCCAACCCAGAGCCUCCUUCUGUGGAACAACCCCCUAAACCCAAACUUGAAGGGGUUCUAGUAAACCAUAAUGAGCCCCGGUCCAGCUCGAGGAUUGGGCUCCGUGUGCACUUCAACCUGCCUGAAGAUGACAAAGGAAGUGAAGCAUCUUCUGAGGGUGGCGUGGUGACCACCAACCAGACAAGGCCUGAUUCUUUCCCAGAGAGAUUCAAUGGACAGGCAGCAAAAAUCCCUGAGCCUUCUUCGCCUGUCAAAGAACCCCCUCCAGUUCUGGCCAAACCCAAACUUGAUUCCAGCCAGCUACAACAGCUUCACAACCAAGUCUUACUGGAACAACAGCAGUUGCAAAACCCAUCUCCUUCAUCUCCUAAGGAGUUUCCUUUCAACAUGAGUGUUUUGAACUCCACUGCUUCCCCGGCGGUGACAAUGUCCAGCAAGCAGGUGAAGCCCCCUUCAUCACAGACUUUCAGCUUGGCCCGGCCAAAGCAUUUCUUCCCCUCUACAAAUACCACCGCAGCAACUGUGUCCCCUUCCAGCUCUCCAGUGUUCACCCUGAGCAGCACUCCUCAAACCAUUCAGAGGACAGUGAGCAAAGAAAGCCUCUUAGUUUCUCACCCCUCCGUGCAAACCAAACCUCUAGGAGGAGUUUCCAUCCAAAACGAGCCACCCCCUCCAGCUCCAAUAGAGCCAGCACAGCCGCCACUCAUAUUUGCCAUCUCCAGUGGAAACCAGUUUCAGCCCCGCUGUGUUUCCCCAGCUCCUGUCUCUCCCACCAGCCGGAUUCAGAACCCAGUGGCUUUCCUCAGCUCCGUUCUGCCUUCUCUCCCUGCCAUCCCACCCACCAAUGCCAUGGGGCUGCCUAGAAGUGCACCAUCCGUGCCAUCGCAGGGACUAAUGAAGAAAAAUACAAAGUCUCCCCAACCACUGAAUGAUGAUUACAUUCGUGAAACUAAGAAUGCAGUGAUUCUGGACUUGGGGAAAAAAAUGAAUUUCAAUGAUGUCAGAUCACACCAGCAGGAGUACAAAAUUUCAAGCUUUGAGCAGAGGCUGAUGAAUGAAAUAGAGUUUCGCUUGGAACGUACCCCUGUUGAUGAAUCAGAUGAUGAAAUCCAACAUGAUGAGAUCCCCACGGGCAAGUGUAUAGCUCCCAUCUUUGACAAAAGACUCAAGCAUUUCCGUGUUACAGAAGGCUCUCCAGUGACAUUCACCUGCAAAAUUGUUGGGAUACCUGUUCCAAAGGUUUACUGGUUCAAAGAUGGGAAGCAGAUUUCAAAGAGAAAUGAGCACUGCAAAAUGAGGCGAGAAGGAGAUGGGACCUGCUCUCUGCACAUUGACUCCACCACCAGUGACGACGAUGGCAACUACACUAUCAUGGCUGCCAAUCCCCAGGGGAGAAUCAGCUGUUCUGGCCACUUGAUGGUACAAGGUUUGCCCAUUCGUAGUCGACUAACAUCUGGUGGUCAGUCUCACAGAGGAAGGUCCCGAGUACAAGAAAGAGACAAAGAGCCCCUACAGGAACGCUUUUUCCGGCCACAUUUCCUGCAGGCUCCUGGGGAUAUGGUAGCUCACGAGGGGCGCCUGUGUCGACUGGACUGUAAGGUGAGUGGCUUACCGCCCCCAGAGCUGACAUGGCUGCUCAAUGGCCAACCUGUGCUACCAGACGCCUCCCACAAGAUGUUGGUCAGGGAGACUGGAGUCCACUCUCUGCUCAUUGACCCACUCACUCAACGUGAUGCGGGGACGUAUACAUGCGUUGCUACCAACAAAACUGGACAGAAUUCCUUUAGUCUGGAGCUCACUGUAGUAGCCAAAGAGGUGAAGAAAGCACCUGUGAUCCUGGAGAAACUGCAGAACAGCGGCGUUCCCGAAGGCCACCCAGUGAGGCUGGAGUGCCGUGUGAUAGGCAUGCCACCACCCGUGUUCUACUGGAAGAAGGACAACGAAACCAUCCCUUUCACCAGAGAGAGGAUCAGUAUGCACCAGGACGCAACAGGGUAUGUCUGCCUCCUCAUUCAGCCAGCCAAGAAAUCUGACGCUGGAUGGUACACGUUGUCAGCCAAGAAUGAAGCUGGCAUCGUGUCAUGCACUGCCAGGUUGGAUAUAUACGCUCAGUGGCACCAGCAGAUCCCAACACCCAUGUCUGUCCGGCCCAGUGGCAGUCGCUACGGAUCUCUCACCAGUAAAGGACUUGACAUUUUCUCUGCCUUCUCCUCCAUGGAAAGCACAAUGGUGUAUUCAUGCUCUUCUCGGAGUGUAGUGGAGAGUGAUGAACUUUAG